This is a messenger RNA of Chelonoidis abingdonii (Abingdon island giant tortoise), 984 nucleotides long. Its product is annotated as C-type lectin domain family 12 member B-like. The record is from RefSeq and is a predicted model, not a curated record. Gene Ontology annotation, cellular component: external side of plasma membrane. Gene Ontology annotation, molecular function: signaling receptor regulator activity; protein phosphatase binding. NCBI's taxonomy places the organism in Eukaryota, Metazoa, Chordata, Testudines, Testudinidae. Gene Ontology annotation, biological process: natural killer cell inhibitory signaling pathway; negative regulation of signaling receptor activity.
UUAUGGUUUGAAAUAUAAGCUUCCCUCUUCACCAACUAUGACAGAGGAAAUAACUUACGCAGAUCUGGAAUUUAAUGAAUCUUAUGCACUGGAAAAUAUCCCAAAGCCUGCUGCUCCUGAGGAAAAAGGGCUCUUCACCUCAUCCUCAUGGCGUCUGGCUGCCCUGACUUUGCUCACAUUGUGUCUGGCAUUAAUGGUAGGACUGCUAGCCCUGGGGGUUGUGUUUUUCCAGGUUACCAACAUCUGCCAGGAAGAGAAUGUAAAACUCAAAGAGAAGGAGAAAGCUCUGCAAACAAAUUUCUCAAGCAGGCUGCAAGAAAUAAGAGAGAGUUUGUGUUUGGAAGCGGAAGUGAAGAAUAAAAAUAAAGAAAUGAGUUGUACACUCUGCCCCUCAAACUGGCAACGAAUGGGAGAUGACACCUGUUACUAUAUUUCUUCAGGGAAGAAGACAUGGGAGGAGAGUCGGAACUUCUGUGCCUCACAAAAUUCCACCCUUCUUAUGAUAAAAGACAAGCAGAAGCUGGAAACUGUCAGUCGAUAUUUUAUUAAAGAAUGUUACUGGAUUGGAUUAUCACAAAGUAAAACUGAAAGGGAUGGCUGGUUUUGGGAGGACACCACAGCUCUUUCUACAUCAGAAAAGGGAAUCUUUGUUUACAAUGCCAAGAAUCCCUGUGCAUAUCUGUUGGAGUCAUAUAUUUAUGCCAAUCAGCACUGUAAUCAGAACAAUUUCUGGAUCUGUGAGAAGGCACCCAUCCAUCUUAAUCAGUAGCAGUUUAUCAGUUUAUUAUGGUUUAUCAGUAUGAAAUGUUUAUUUAUUAGCAGUGGGAAGAAGCUCUGUGGGCUCUGUUUUGAGUUGUGAGAUUUUGGGUUCUGCCCAUGUUUAGAGGUGUUUAGAGUCAUAAUCAGCAUUGUCAUUUUCAUUGUUUUAGGAUGCCUUUACAAAAGUCAUAUGCAAAUGUUAUACCCAUAGUGAAGACCAUAUGA